Messenger RNA from Menidia menidia (Atlantic silverside), 2322 nucleotides. NCBI's taxonomy places the organism in Eukaryota, Metazoa, Chordata, Actinopteri, Atheriniformes, Atherinopsidae. The record is from the annotation of a GenBank genome assembly.
GGGGGGGGGGAGAGAACCGGGAAGGGAAGAAUGAGGAAGAGGUCCGCUGUGCUGCGCGCCUCGUCUCAGCAAAUGCGGGUUUGCUGAUGAAGCACCCACUCCGGUCAUCCGAUCAUACGGGUCACACAGGUCGCGCUGCAUGGAAACGAGGAGUAGGCAACAGCAGAAGAUAAUAGCAACAAAUAAAAAAAGUGUCUGUGCAUGGGAAUCCGGACUACUCUUCCCUCCUUUUGUGCGUCUCGCUCGGUGGGUACGCCGUCUUGGCUGGCGUAUAAGAGCCCUCUGUGUCUCCAUUGCCAUUCUCCACCACUGGCUUGCCUCCUCAACCACUCCUCCUCUUACUACUCCUUCUAGUUGCUUGUCUUACAAGACCAGCAAUAGUACUGAUCUGACUGCUGCCGUGCGUCUCUGGAUUGAGGGUAGUCGUACGAUUGCGAAAAAGGUUGAACAUCCUCAUUGUCAUUCGACGGCCCUGAGCUUGCCAACAUGGGUUGCUGGGAUCACUCCUCCCUCCUGUCCCCUGCCAUGAGGCUAACAGUUGUCACAGUGAUUCUGCUUCUCAAACUCCAGCCAUCAUUGGCUGGUGCCCCGCCUGAGCAGAACUUGGGGGGCUCAGUUUCAGCAGUGUCCACAAAUAAGACUGAAUGCAGCAAGCCUGAACCAUGUUCAAAGGGAGUGAUCCUUCCUAUUUGGGAGCCUCAAAACCCAUCAUUUGGUGAUAAGGUCGCCAGGGCAACGGUCUACUUUGUGGCUCUGGUCUACAUGUUCCUGGGAGUGUCAAUCAUCGCAGACCGUUUCAUGGCUUCAAUAGAGGUCAUCACAUCACAGGAAAAGGAGAUCACAAUUAAGAAGCCCAAUGGGGAAACCACCACCACCACCGUCCGGAUCUGGAACGAGACGGUAUCCAAUCUCACCCUCAUGGCUCUAGGCUCAUCCGCUCCUGAAAUCCUCCUGUCUGUCAUAGAGGUUAUAGGCCACGGGUUUCACGCUGGCACACUGGGUCCCUCCACCAUCGUGGGUUCGGCAGCGUUCAACAUGUUCGUCAUCAUCGGGAUCUGCGUGUACGUGGUGCCCGACGGUGAGACCAGGAAAGUCAAGCACCUCCGCGUCUUCUUCGUCACGGCCACCUGGAGUAUCUUUGCAUACAUCUGGCUCUACCUGAUCUUGUCGGUGAUCUCCCCCGGCGUGGUGCAGGUGUGGGAAGGCCUGCUCACUUUCCUCUUCUUCCCCAUCUGUGUGGUGUUUGCCUGGGUGGCUGACCGGCGCCUGCUGUUUUACAAGUACGUCUACAAGCGCUACCGCACCGGCAAGCAGCGUGGCAUGAUCAUCGAGACUGAGGGCGACCGACCACUUCCCUCAAAGGUGGACAUCGAGAUGGAUGGAAAGAUGCUGAACUCUCAUGGCGUUGACUUCCUGGAUGGUCCAUUGGGCUUAGAUAUAGACGAGAAAGACCUGGACGAGGAGGAGACCCGCAGAGACAUGGCUAAGAUCCUGAAGGAGCUCAAACAGAAGCAUCCUGACAAAGAGGUGGAACAGCUUAUCGAGCUUGCCAACUACCAAGUCCUGAGCCAGCAGCAGAAGAGCCGAGCUUUCUACCGGUGCCAGGCCACCAGGCUGAUGACUGGUGCAGGCAACAUCCUGAAAAAACAUGCCGCCGAUCAGGCCCGAAAGGCUGUCAGCAUGCACGAGGUCCGCUCCGACGCCGGCGACAACGACCCCGUCUCUAAGAUCUUCUUUGAGCCCGGUUCCUACCAGUGUCUCGAGAACUGCGGCACGGUGGCUGUGAACGUGGUGCGGCGGGGCGGCGACCUGGGCAAAACUGUCUCUGUGGAGUACCGGACAGAAGACGGCACGGCCAACGCCGGCUCUGACUACGAGUUCACAGAGGGCGUCGUGGUUUUCAAGUCCGGCGAGACGAUGAAGGAGAUCCGCGUGGGCAUCAUUGACGACGACAUCUUCGAGGAGGAUGAGAACUUCCUCAUUCACCUCUCCAAUGUCAAGGUGUUGACAUCGGAAGGGGAAGAGCCAGAGGAGGGCGAGUCGGCCAAUCACGUGGACUCGGUGGCCUGCCUUGGCCUGCCGUCCACAGCGACCGUCACCAUUUUUGAUGACGACCACGCCGGUAUCUUUACGUUUGAGGAGCCCGUUUGCCACGUCAGCGAGAGCGUCGGUACCAUGGAGGUGAAGGUGCUGCGAACGUCUGGGGCUCGCGGUGUGGUCAUGCUGCCAUACAAGACGGUGGAGGGGACAGCUCGAGGCGGUGGCGAGGACUUUGAAGACAUCCACGGCGUCCUUGAGUUUCAAAACGACGAAAUCUUGUAA